CUUUGGGGCUUAAAGGGACUCACCAGCUUUUGCCUGGGGAAUCAUGCCUUUAGUUUCCCAUUGUUGGAAGAAGUAUAUGUUGAUGGAUGAUGCCCUCAGAUGAAGAUUUUCUCUGCCGGAGUCCUGAGCACACCAAAGCUACGUUCAAUCAGAAACUCCAAAGAUUCAGAUAAUCAAUUCUGGGAGGGAACCCUUAACGCCACCAUUGCAUACAUGUUUGUGGAGCGUCUCCUACCGCAAGGGGUCGAAAGUCAUAUCAAGGUGUCCGAGUUUCCUGCUCUAAAAGAGCAUUGGCAUGACCAACACCUGGGGAGGCAUUUCCUCAGUGUAGAAUCACUGACAGUGGAUGGAUGUGCAUCAUUCACGAAAGCUUUAUCAGCCAAUCUACUGCACUCAUUGAACAUGCUAACAACGUUGGAAGUAAGAGACUGUGGAUCAAUGGAAGAAGUAUUCGACUUGGAAGAGAUGGCUACAGAUGAAGGGCGUGUUAGGUUGCUGCCUCGACUAAGUAAAUUGCACUUAAUUGAUCUACCUAUGUUAAGAGCUAAUUUAUGGAACAAGGAUCCUACAAAAAAUUUGGACUUCCGCAACUUUACAGUGCUCAAAGUGGAAAACUGCAACAGAUUGAAUUAUGCAUUUACUCAGAGUGUGUCCUUGUGCUUUGUGCUACUCCAGGAGAUACAUUUGAAAAAGUGUGCGAUGAUGGAAGGAAUAAUCAAAAAGGGGGAAUCAGAUGAAGAAGUAGUGCCCGAGAUCAUUUGUCCUUCCUUGAAGAAGAUUAGCAUACAAAAAACGGAAACGGGAAACAGACAUGACACGAAACGGACACGGGAAAAAGGUAUUAUUAAAAAAUGAUGGACCCAAUAUGUGGCGGAAACGUGUAAAUAUUA
Mercurialis annua (annual mercury) is the source of this 890-nucleotide messenger RNA. RefSeq lists its product as uncharacterized. The coding region runs from base 100 to 855 and encodes 251 amino acids. The record is from RefSeq and is a predicted model, not a curated record. NCBI's taxonomy places the organism in Eukaryota, Viridiplantae, Streptophyta, Magnoliopsida, Malpighiales, Euphorbiaceae. The transcript is spliced from 2 exons.